Phoenix dactylifera (date palm) is the source of this 2002-nucleotide messenger RNA. RefSeq names its product 2-methylpropanoate--CoA ligase CCL4-like. Lineage: Eukaryota; Viridiplantae; Streptophyta; Magnoliopsida; Arecales; Arecaceae. The record is from RefSeq and is a predicted model, not a curated record.
CCAACUCUCCUCCUCCCGGCUCCCGCCCCUCUCUCUCUCUCUCUCUCUCUCUCUCACUCUCACUCUCAGACAGAGAACAUAGACGGAGACGACGCCAUGGACCGGAUGAAGCCUAACGCCGCCAACAGCUGCCCGCUGACUCCUCUGGGCUUCCUCGAGCGCACCACCACUGUCUACGGUGACUGCCCUUCCGUCAUCUACCACCGCACCGUCUUCACCUGGUCCCAGACCCUCCGACGCUGCCUCCGCCUCGCCUCCUCCCUCUCCUCCCUCGGCAUCUCUCGCGGCGACGUCGUCUCGGUGCUGGCCCCGAAUGUGCCGGCCAUUUACGAGAUGCACUUCGGCGUCCCGAUGAGCGGCGCCGUCCUCAACACCAUCAACAUCCGCCUCGACGCCCGCACCAUCUCCGUCCUCCUCCACCACGGCGGUUCAAAACUCGUCUUCGUCGAUCCCCUGUCCCUCCCCCUCCUCCGCGACGCCCUCCGACUCCUCCCCCACUCUCACCAACCCCCCCGAGUGGUCCCCAUCGAAGAUCCCUACGAGGAGAACGGCAAAACCACCGACGUUUCCGCCGGCGGCGAUGGCGGCCUCACCUAUGAGAAAUUAAUCGAGGUGGGCGACCCGGAGUUCAACUGGGUCCGGCCCAAGAGCGAGUGGGACCCCAUGGUUCUCAACUACACGUCCGGCACUACCUCCGCCCCUAAAGGCGUCGUCCACUUCCAUCGCGGCCUCUACAUCGUCACCGUCGACUCCCUCAUCGAGUGGUCCGUCCCCAAGCAACCGGUCUAUCUCUGGACCCUCCCCAUGUUCCACGGCAACGGUUGGAGCUACCCCUGGGGCAUCGCUGCCGCCGGCGGCACCAACGUCUGCCUCCGCCGCUUCGACGCCGCCACCAUCUACGCCGCCAUCGCCACCCACCGAGUCACCCACAUGUGCGGCGCCCCCGUCGUCCUCAACAUGCUCGCCAACGCCCCGGACUCCGCCCGCAAGCCCCUCCCCGGCCCGGUUCAGAUCUUGACCGCCGGCGCUCCGCCACCAGCAUCGGUGCUCCACCGAGUGGAGGCGCUCGGCUUCUCUGUUAGCCACGGGUACGGGCUCACCGAGACGGGCGGAAUGGCGUUGUCCUGCGCGUGGAAGGCGGAAUGGGACCGGCUGCCGCCGGCGGAACGGGCCAGACUCAAAGCGCGACAAGGGGUUCGUACUUUGGCAAUGACAGAUAUCGACGUCAUCGACGGCGCCACCGGCCAGAGCGUCCGGCGAGACGGUGCUACAAUGGGGGAGAUAGUUCUCCGCGGCGGGUACGUGAUGCUUGGUUACUUAAAAGACGAGGAGGGUACUAAGCAGGCAGUGCGGCCGGACGGUUGGUUCUACACCGGCGACGUAGGGGUCAUGCAUGCGGACGGGUACGUGGAGAUCAAGGACCGGUCCAAGGACGUGAUCAUAAGCGGCGGCGAGAAUGUGAGCUCGGUGGAGGUGGAGUCGGUGCUAUAUGAACACCCGGCGGUGAACGAGGCGGCGGUGGUGGCGCGGCCGGACGACUACUGGGGGGAGACCACGUGCGCGUUUGUUAGCAUGAAGGAAGGGGUGUUGGCGCCGCCGACGGAGGAGGAGGUGAUUGCUUGGUGCCGGGAGAGGAUGCCUCACUACAUGGCGCCGAAGACGGUGGUUUUCAAGCCGGAACUUCCGAAGACAUCAACCGGGAAGAUUCAGAAGUACGUUCUGAGGGAGAUGGCCAGGGCCAUGGGAACCCCUCGGCCGAGUCGGAUGUAGGGAAUCGGUAAGACGGGCGAGUUGAGGUUGGUAGGAGGUUUGUAUGUCAUUUUAUUUUUUUUAUUUCAAUUUGGUGGACACGUCUACGUUGCUUGGCCGCGAAAAAUUGAUGCUUAUAUCUUAAAGCUUGCUUCCCAGCUGAUAUCGUAAACGAAAAUGAUGUCAAGACGCAACUGUUUGUCCUAUUACUGGCUAUGGUUUAAUAAUAAAUCUAAGCUGUUGUGUUUGUUAA